AUGAGAAUUGUAACGGAUAAUGGUAGACCUUUCAAAAAGCAUGAAGUGGCAAAGAUUUGUGAACAAUUCUAUAUUCAGCAACGCUUUGCAACUCUAUAUUAUCCUCGGAGCAAUGGUCAAGAAGAGGCAACCAACAAAACAAUUCUGAAAAUUCUGAAAAAGGUUGUCAAUGAAGCAAGUCAAGAUUGGCACAUACAUCUUAAUCUUUCUCUAUGGGCUUACAGAUCAGGUGUAUGCAUGAUGACAGGUGCCACACCAUACUCUUUGGUAUAUGGUACAAAAGCCAUUUUUCCUAUUGAAGUAGAUUUAUCAUCACUGAGGAUCUCUUUAAAGAAUAUCAUAUCUGAUGAAGAUCAUAGAGUUGCAAGGUUGCAAGAGUUGGAACUCUUUGAUGAAAAGAGACAUACUUCUCAACCACUUACAAGGUUAUCAUAA
Molecule: messenger RNA, 435 nt
Organism: Cryptomeria japonica (Japanese cedar)
Lineage: Eukaryota; Viridiplantae; Streptophyta; Pinopsida; Cupressales; Cupressaceae
Exons: 1
Coding region: 1-435 (144 amino acids)
Biological process (GO): DNA integration
Molecular function (GO): nucleic acid binding
Source: RefSeq, a predicted model, not a curated record